Rattus rattus (black rat) is the source of this 563-nucleotide messenger RNA. It is a transcript of the gene Hsbp1l1, whose product is annotated as heat shock factor binding protein 1 like 1. Gene Ontology annotation, cellular component: cytosol; nucleus. Lineage: Eukaryota; Metazoa; Chordata; Mammalia; Rodentia; Muridae. The transcript has 5 exons. Gene Ontology annotation, biological process: cellular heat acclimation. The record is from RefSeq and is a predicted model, not a curated record. The coding region runs from base 259 to 477 and encodes 72 amino acids. Gene Ontology annotation, molecular function: transcription corepressor activity.
GAUCUUGAGAAAUGACAACUUUACUGUAACAGAUUCAGUUGCCGAGUGUGGUGUGCCGUCGGCUGCUGGCAGCUGUGGGUCACCUACUCUGAAGGAUGAAAACACCCAGCUAAGCCGGAUUGGCCGGCUGCUGGUCUGGUCCGCACCUGCCCCCGCGCUCGCUCGCUCGCUCUCCGGGUUUAGCCGUGGCCAGCCCAAAGCGCGACAUCUGCCUGGUCCACUUAAGACCCAGGACCCCAGACUGUUAGGCUGGUGUGGAUGGACGCCCGGGCGCCGGAAGUUCCCUGUGGGGACUUGCUGCAGAACGCGGCCGAAAACCUACUUCAGGAGGUUGAAGAACAUUUCCGAGCUCUGACUGCAACAUUAAACCUCAGAAUGGAAGAAAUGGGAAAUCGCAUCGAGGACUUACAGAGAAAUGUGGAUGACCUAAUGGCUCAAGCUGGGAUCGAAAAUUCUAUUAAAGAAGCAACGACCUGAAGAUGUUAAACGAGUCAUGUGAAAUUGCUAGAAUGAAAAUUACCCUUUAUGUUUGAGUAAUUAUAAUCUUGUGCGGUAUGAAUUUC